Messenger RNA from Symbiodinium sp. CCMP2456, 6063 nucleotides. The record is from the annotation of a GenBank genome assembly. Lineage: Eukaryota; Dinophyceae; Suessiales; Symbiodiniaceae.
AUGCUCUACGAGCAGAGCCCUGAGCGCAUCAAAAGGAUGUCGAUCGCCAGACUCUGCAAAGUCUGCAAGUGCCCGGCUCUUGCCGAAUCAGCACCGAUUCGCUUUUUGGCCUUGCGCGUAGCAAUGCGACGCUACAUCUUGGUGAAAUUUCCGUGGUCCCCCGCAGAGUUCUUCUUUGUGGACACCAACAAGGUGGAUACUUACGGCAAUCCGGAUGCCGACCCGGAACACAAUAUUUGUGCUCGAUCCCACAAUCAGCCGCCUCAGCCCCUGGGAUGCAACGGCACAUCGAUGUCGAGCCCAGACACCUGCUGGAAGUUCUUUGACGACUUGUGGAAGGCGCAGAAGGACUGGCUUGCGAAGGAGCUACAGGCAUCCACUGCUGAGUGGCAGAUCAUCGUAACCCACUAUCCGCCGAACUUUGAGCCCUGCCGUUCUACCUGGGAGAGCUAUCUCGUCGAAUAUGGCGUCGACUUCUACGUCAGCGGCCACACCCACUUGCAGCACACCAACACGACUUUUGGGGAGACUGCUUUUGUGAUUUCUGGAGGUGGCGGAGGCAUCACCUCUGAAAUCCUGCCUAGCAAAACAGGGGAGGAUGAUGGGUAUGGCUUCAUGGACGUCGUCAUCCAGCACGAUGCCAUGUACAUCACCAGAUACUCUCAUGGCGGUGUGGACAAGAAGACCAUUGUCCGCGGUGUGACCAAGGUGAGCCCACGCAGCCCGAAGGCAGUUUCACAAGUCGCGAAGGUGGAGCCAGAAGUCGCGAAGGCAGUGGGAGGGGACAGCUUAGAUGCGAACAUGCUUGGUGUUGCACAGAAAACGAGAGCGGACGAGCUGCAGCUGCAGGGCCGGCUAGACAUUUUUGUUGAUAGCGUGUUUGAACACCGAGGACGAAUCGAAGAUACUGCGUCGAUCCCGGCAGCAGAGGUGACAUUUGAUGGCAGCACCUCCACUGAAGUCCCACAUCUGUCCCAGACAGCGGGCCGUGCCUGUUGCAUUCCUGGCAGGCCACAUAGGUGGGAGGACCUGGGCUUCGAUGGGCAGACAGCCAACGCAGCUCUCCACGGCCGAGUCUUGCAAAAGAGGUCUGCAUGCCAACGCGUGUGUCGAUCGUGGGCCAGCACGGAGAGCCCCCCAAGAUUGCGCGCGCGGAGAAGAGACCUUCACAGCUCGGAUCUCCAGGGACAGGCAGCUGCAGCCCUUGCGGUACCCUCCGCCCUACUUCGCCAGUGGAAGAGGGCCGACGGUUGCAAGGAAGUGGCCCUUGCUCCGCGGCUUCACCGAGCAGCCGCACUGCUGCCUGCAACGAAGCACAGCAGCUGCGCGGAGAGGUGUUGGAGCUCCGUGCCUUGCUACAGCGCAGCAAGGCGGCCCAUGUCGAGGAGGCCUCCCGCCUUCAGCUCCAGAUGCAGGAUCUGGAGGCGGCGUUGCGCCACGAACAUGGCCUGCGAGAGGACGCCGAGCGCGGCGAGAGAGUGGCGAACUCUGAAAGAGAUGAGCUGCAGCAUGACCUGGACAUACUCCAGCAUCAGCUGCAAGUCCUGCGAUCCGGCAUCCCGGGAGCGGAUCCUUCCGAAGGAAGGAGCUCACCCCGACGCCGGCGACCAGGAGAUGACCUGCGAGCGCUGGGCAACGAGAUCCUGCAAGUACGCCAAGACAGCCAGGCAGGUGGGGCUGCUCCAGACAGGGGUCCUCGGACACGACUCGCACGAGCUGCAGCUAUCCACCGAAACUGCGACCAUGCGCCGCCUUGAACAGAGGUGCCGCUUUCUGGAGCACGGCGCAGAGGCUGCUGAGGCAGAGUUGACGACUACAUCCCAGCAGCUCGUGGCCUUGGAGGCAGCCCGGAAGAAGCUGGAGAGGGACCUCGCCUGCCAACAGGAGGCCGGGAGACAGGCCGAGGCUCAAAGAGAAGCCGCCGCCGAGGAUGACGCCCAGACCAAAGACGAGCUGGAGCAGAAUCUUUUUCAUACGAAGCGGGAGCUGACAUCCCUGAAGUGGCAGUAUGAUCAGCUUGUGGCAGACCGCGACCAGUCCUUGCAGAAGGCGGCCAAUGUGGAAGCUGCUCUCAAGUCUGCAGACCUCCGACAGGCAGUGGAGUCUGCCUGCUGUUGGACUGAGCAAGACGCUGCCAAGGCGGCGGAAGCGCGGGCGACGGGCUUCGAGGAGCAGGCGGCAAACUUGCGGCACACCGUCUACCGCCUUGAGAGCGAGCUGGGCCAUCAAAGGGCUAUUGCCAUGGUCCCUCGAGAGGUUCGGGUUGGAGCUCCUUCGCCAGGGCUCUGGGGCCUGUCCGGAAAGCUGGCGCAGGUGCUUGCGCUGCUGGACGCCUCGAGCCUGGAGGAAGGGCUCCGGCGACUGCGUGCAGAGUGCGAAGACCUGAAGGCUGGCCUGCCCUCCCGACCCGGGCAUGGGACAGUCAAUCCAGUGGACCUGGAGUUUGCAGACAUCCACCUGCGAAAGCAGUAUGCGGCAGCUGAAAGCAAGGUGGCUCAGCUGCAAGAUGCCGUGGCCUUCCUGACGCAACGCGCUGCGAUUGGAUCUGCUGAAGCAAAGGCUGGCAAGGCCCAUGACAUGCUGAAAAAGGAUCUUCAUCGGUACGAGGAUCUGGAACAGCGCCUAAGGCACGUGCAGGACAAGUCCAAGCUGAGCGAGCUGGAAAUGCUGAUGCAGGGCAUCGAGACCGAGCAGGAGGCUCUGCAUGGCCAUCUGGAAGCCAGCCAAGCCCGAGCUGUGAACCUGGAGAGCCAGGUCGUGCAGGAGGAGAUCGAGAAUCGCCGUCUUCGAAGCGAGAUGCUUGCUUCACAGACGCAGGCUCAGAAGCUCCAGCGCCAGUCUCAACGAUUGGACUUGGAGUUGUCAGAAGUCGGCUCUGACCGAAAUGCGCUCGCCGCCGAGCUCCCAGCUGCGUGCAUGGAGCUUCGUGCCGAGGCAGCUGCUGCAGAGCGCAGCUCUGAGGCCGAGAUCCAGGUGCUCAUGAGGCAGCUGCAGCAAGAGGCGACGACUGCUGCGUCAUCGGCUGCAUCCCUGGCAGGAUCGAAUCUGUCCCUGGAGCGAGCACGUCGCGAAUUGCACGACCUCCGCAGCGAGCACCAGGUUGAGUUGGCCCAGUUUGCCAGUGCAAAGGUCCAGUGGCAGGCGACUUCCGAAUCCUUGGAGGCUGCGAGCAAAGAACAGAGGGAGCUGCACAGCGAGCUGAAUGCUGUGAAGCUUCGCUUCUGCAACCUGCAAGCCGAGAAUGCCGCCGAGAAGACGGAGAGCAUGUCGGCCAGGGGUGCACUGCAAGAUCUCCAGGCCCGCUUGGAUGCCAGUUUGCUCUGCGAGCGGCGCUUGAAGGUGGAGUGCACUGCUCACGGAGAAUCAGUACGGACUAUGGAGAUGACUGCGGAGGACCUCCUGAGUUCCCUCCGUGAGGCCGAGGUGCAGGUUCAGUCGGUCUCUGAGGAGCGUUUCGCCCAAACUGCUCGGGCCUUCAGCGCGAAGGCGGAAGUCGAAGACCUGCAAAAGCGCUUGGCGGACAUCCUGGAGGAGCAUGAGCGUGUCCUCGCUCAGCAGCAAGUGGAAAGAGCCCAAUCGGCUGAACUGGCACGCUUGGUGGAGGAGUGGGGCGACCAGGAGCGAGAGGUGCGGCAAGCCCAGGCGAAAUGGGCAGAGGACUCCGCGGCCCAACAUGCGCAGCUGGAAGCACAACUGGCCAAGUGCGGUGAGACGUCCGCAGCAGAGGUCAAGAAGGUGCAGCAACAGCUGGACUCCUGUCGCCAGGAAAUCAAGGCUAAGCAGAUCGAGCUGGAGACCUUAGAGGCGCAUCUUCGCACUGCAGACUCCGCCCGCAGUCACGCUGCGGAACUCUCCAGUGCCUCCGAAGCCGAUCUGACGGCUCAGAAGGAAGUUGUCAGCCGUCUCGAAACACGCCUUCUGGAGAUGGAGGAAGCUUGGGAGGAGCACUCGCAGAGGCUUGUCGCCUCUAACGCCAAGGCCCGCCACCUGGAGGAUACGUUGGGCACGAAGGAGCGCGACCUUCAACAGCAGGUGUCCAGGCAUCAGCUGGAGGAGGAGCUCUGCAGGAAGCUGACGACGGCCUGCGCCGAACUGGAGGAUGAGGCUUUCCAACAGCGCCAACAAACUGAAAGCUUGAGGAGCGAGACGGCAACACAAGAGGCGAAGAGCCUGGCGCUGGAGGCAGCUGCCGAUCGCCGUCAGGCCGAUCUGGAACAUCUGGCCCGGCUGCUGGAGGAAGCUCGUGGAGAGUGCAGCGAGCAGAGGGCGAACAUUCUCCGCAACCAGGUGGUCUCCAAGAAUGGAAACGAGACGAUUAUAUGUUGGAGCGAUGGAGAAGUUUGGUUCAAAGGUGGCUUUUCUUUGGCGAAUGCCAGUGCGCGAUAUCCCGCCAAAGAGCAGAUGCCUUGUGGUCACAAAGGCCAGAAAGUGGCCUCUGUUGCAGCCUUUGCAGCAUCCCUACUGGGGUUGGCUCACCUGGUACUCUAUGUCUUCGCGCCUGGCUCCAGGCCUUCCUGGCUGGGUCGGUCUAGGCGUCACGGUGUCGAAGCCCGCGUAGCCUUGUCCGGAUUUCUGUCAGCUCACCCGCUGGAAUUUCCCGGGCUGCUCUUGGCGAGCAGCGCCGUCACCGGUGCUUGUGAGGCAGCCGCACAGGUGAAUUGCAGCAGGAACUAUCGCAGCUUGUACAUAUCUCUUGCAAUCGCUGGCCUGUGCUAUAUCUUUGAUGAGUCAGCCGUAGCCCAGCAGAUCCGAGCCGUGGCAUCCACCGGCACCACGGGAGCUUUGUUCAUCGUGGCGUACGUGGUGCCCGAGCCCAAGUAUUCCUGCCUGGACUGGCUAAGCAACGGCAUCAGCAUCUCCGAGGCUGCGCCCAAAGAUGAGGGGGAGAGGGGGAGUGGAUAUGUGCGCAGCAUUCACGCCCGAGAGGUCUUCCUUGGCGUUCGAGCCACUCGUAAACUUGGCCUUCCGCAGCCCUGGAAAGCGGCGGAGCCCAACGGCGCGAGGCUCUUGCCGAAGCUCUAUACCAUUGCAGAGGUCAUGUGCCUGUUCGAAAUGGGCAGGUCCACCUUGUGGCGCCUUGGCCGCUUACUCCCCGUGCUCGCAGCUUUGGACGAGCUUCGCCGGAUUUCCUCCCGUCCAGAGCAGCUUAGCUCGCCCGAGGCAGCGCAGCUCAACAAGGGGGUAGGCUUUUGGGCCUGGUCUGCUUUGUUGGAAGCUGCUUUGCUCGGAGUGCUGUGUUCUUCUUGGGCUCGACACCUCGGCUACUCCGGACCAGGGGUUGCCUUCUCAGGCCUUGCCACCGCCGCCCUGGCUGCUGCUCCGGCUUGCGUCGUCUUGGCCGCAAGUUUCAUGGGCUGGUCCAGAUCGGAGUCUGCCUUGGUAGAGCUCACCAGGGCAAAGCCACAGCAGCCAUGGGAAAGACUUGGUCGCUACGACUUGCAGAAGCUUGAGGGGCUUUAUCUCGACGGCAUCACGAAGUAUUACUCCGAGUUUUACGACAGACCUUCGAGCACCGGUGCCGUCAAGAAGUUGAAUGACUGCGAGUACUAUCGAAUCAAGGUGCGCUUGGAAAGAGCAGGCUCCAAGGUUCUGCGGUAUUGCCGUGCCGAUAUUCAAAAGCUUGUCUGCCAGGCACAGGAGACACAAGAAUCUGUCGUGCCGGUGAAUGACGUGGAGGAGAAGCCGCCAGCCACAAGAGCGGCAGCGGAAGAGCAGGAAGCCUCACCAGAACCUCUUCAGAAAGACGCCUUGUGGACGGCAACAGAAUCAUCGAAGGCGGAGUCUGAGCCGAUGGCACCUUCACCGGUCGUCGAGGUCCAGGCAGCGGUCGAGGAUGUCGAGACAAACCCGGCCACUCAGGAGCCGCCUGAGACGCGGAAGGAGGCCGAGGAGGCAGAGCAGCCCAAGGGCGAGCAGCCCAAGGGCGAGCAGCCCGAGGAAGAGCCCAACGAUGAGGAAUUCAAGGAUGGUUCGAAGAUGGAGUCCAAAGAGCAGUCCGAGGCAGGUACGAAAAAGGUAAGCGACACAUUGCAGGCCCUUCUCAUCGGCACGAGUCAGUUCUGA